Messenger RNA from Neolamprologus brichardi, 602 nucleotides. The record is from RefSeq and is a predicted model, not a curated record. NCBI's taxonomy places the organism in Eukaryota, Metazoa, Chordata, Actinopteri, Cichliformes, Cichlidae.
CUGUGAUGGCCAAACUUCAGGGCUUUGAGUUUUGGAGGAAAACUCUGAAAGCAGCACGCUAUGUGGUGGCUCCCAUGGUGGACCAGAGUGAGCUGGCUUGGCGUUUGCUUAGCCGCCGACACGGUGCUCAGCUUUGCUACACCCCCAUGCUGCAUGCUCAGGUGUUUGUCCGUGACGCCAACUACAGGAGGGAAAACCUCUAUAAUGAAGUUUGUGAGGAGGACAGGCCUCUUAUUGCACAGUUUUGUGCCAAUGAUCCAGAGGUGUUCCUUCAGGCAGCUUUGCUGGCUCAGGAUUAUUGUGACGCCAUUGAUCUCAACCUGGGUUGUCCACAGAUGAUCGCUAAGAGAGGACACUAUGGAGUUUUUCUACAAGAUGAAUGGGACCUGUUGGAAAAAAUGGUCAGCUUAGCCAACGAAAAGCUCAAAGUGCCAAUCACGUGCAAGAUCCGUGUGUUCAAGGAGGUUGAAAAGACAGUCCGCUAUGCCCAGAUGCUCGAGAAAGCUGGAUGUCAGCUGCUGACAGUGCACGGCAGAACCAAAGACCAGAAAGGCGCCAUGACAGGUAUCGCUAGCUGGGAGCACAUAAAGGCUGUGCGGUGA